This is a messenger RNA of Gaeumannomyces tritici R3-111a-1, 671 nucleotides long. RefSeq lists its product as hypothetical. The coding region runs from base 133 to 627 and encodes 164 amino acids. The transcript has 2 exons. Lineage: Eukaryota; Fungi; Ascomycota; Sordariomycetes; Magnaporthales; Magnaporthaceae. The record is from RefSeq and is a predicted model, not a curated record.
UCGUCUUCUGAUCUAUAUAUGGUCGCUAGACUCACCUCUUUUUGCUCUCUGUACCAAGCAUAAUAUCCACCAGGACAUCAACGAGAUACCCCGAGCAGCUCACCGUGCAGUCCAACUCAUAAACCAUUCACUAUGCUGUCCAAGCUGACGCAGGCCUUGCUUCCCCUCCUCGCCGUCUCGAAUCCGUUUGGCGUCCGCGGGCAGUCCAACUCCACCAACUCCACGACGCACGCUCCCGGCGUGGGCGGCCACGGCGCCCAUUGCGUCACGGGCGCCACAUACUGCGGCUACAUUCUCCUCGAGGACCAAGGCUUCAAUGAGACGACCGUCAAGGAGGCCUGGCUCGCCGGCAAGGUCCACUCUCAUUCCGGCCUGGACAGCGGUGGCCAGGCCGUGGCGGCCGCAAACUCCACCGACAAGGCCUGGCUGAGCACGCUCUACGUCUGCCUUCCCGUGGACGCCAAGCCGAAGCUCGAGGGCCGCCAGAUCCCGGGGGUGUGCGAGGACGCCGGCCCCAGGAAGUUGGAGGUGCUCGUCUACUGCAAGGGUACGGGGAAGAUUGAGGAUGUGUGCCUGAAUCCCGAGGGCGACCGGAUCGGCCGGUGCAAGAUUGCUGGGAACGUGUAGGGUCUGUAGUCGCAGCAUCACAACAGACUAGGUGCAUGGUGGGA